UCCUCUUAGGACAUUAAAGAAGCAGGCGCAUGCUGGCCAGCUGCUCCCGCUUUCUGUCCUCACUCGCGGUACGAGGCGCACAGUCCGCACGGUGAGAUGAACUGGCUGGAUGUGUUGUCUCACCCGGUCUGGGCGGUGUCCACGGUGCUGCUGGCGGUCGUUGCGCGCGUCCAGAGGAGAGUGCGCUGGGAUCCCCAAUCUUGCACCGUGCAGCUGAAUGGGAAGACUGCGAUAGUGACAGGAGCCAAUACAGGAAUCGGAAAGUUCAUUGCCCUGGACUUUGCUCGCCGUGGGGCCCGUGUUAUCCUGGCCUGUCGAAGCGAGUCCCGGGGGACGGCAGCUCUUAAAGAAAUCAGAGAGAAAACCGGAAACUCUGACGUGCACUUACACCUGGUGGAUCUUUCUUCUCUGGAUUCAGUCAGGGAAUUUGCUAAGAGGAUUAAUGAGGAGGAGAAAUCUCUCCAUAUCCUUGUCAAUAACGCUGCAGUGUCAGGUUUGCCCAGGCAGAUAACCAAAGAUGGGUUGGAUAUGUCGUUUGCCACCAACCACCUGGGACCAUUUCUUCUCACUAACCUGCUUCUGGACCUGAUAAAGCGCUCUGCUCCGUCACGUAUCGUCAACAUCAGCUCACUCAACCACAAGAAGGGUCGAGUGGACUUCUCUCAUUUUCACGGCGAGAACCUCACUUAUUACAUGGACCAAGUCUACAACCACACCAAGCUGCACAACAUCAUCUGUACCAAUGAGCUAGCGCGCAGGCUACAGGGGACAGGUGUCACCGCAAACUCUGUGCACCCCGGUAUUGUCAAGACAGAAGUGAUGAGACACUAUCCAUUCAUGAUUCGUUUUCUUUUCAACCUCGUUGGAUUUUUCUUUUUCAAGUCUGCAGAGGAGGGCGCCGUCAGCUCCAUCUACUGCGCAGUGGCAGAAGAAAUGGAGGGGAUAACUGGGAAGUAUUUUGACAGCGACUGCUCCCUGACCCUUCCUGCCCCGCUAGCUCGAGACCCUGCCCUCGCGGUCAAGGACUUUGAGGUCUGCGAGAGAGUGACAAAGUCAAAGCUCUGAAACAGCUCUCAGGCUAAUGGAGGCUUGAUAACAGGAAAGGGGUCAAAUUCCUCCCUCUUCACUGCACUUCUUGAGUGAGCCAUUCAAAUAUAAUGUGACUUUAAAACCAUCAGGUGGAAGCCUUUGAACAUUUUUUACAGGUAAAUAACGUGAAGUGAUGAGUUUUAAAGGGAAACACAACUGAAUCUUGUCUACAAUAUUUGUAAAAUGCCAAACUCCUCCCUGCUUACUUGUAAUUAAUUGUUCAUCAGCUUCCAUGUCGUCUCAGUAACGGAGACGUUCAUGAGAAAGUGGUGAAUGUUUUCUUCUUCGUAAGACAGCCCCGUGACUUGCAUUCACACUCCUGAAUGACUGUGUGAAUAUGAAUUAAGAAUUUCCCUUCAGGGAUAAAUAAAGGAAUUCUGAUUCUGAUUAAGAUUCUGAAUGAGUGAAAUGAGAGCCUUUCCAGGGGGAGAUGCUGACACCUUGUGGCCACCGUAGGCAGACAUGACAACAGCAGAGCAAAUACGUGACACAAUCACUUAACUUUAUUGACGCGAUUCAUGAAAACACAAUAAAACUUUUGAGCAUUCAGUGCUUUUUGAAGAAUUUGUACAGCGUUCAUCCCCUCCUGUGUUCGGCCUCUCUACUUGGCUGCAGAGACAGUGAUAGUGAGAGAACAGUGUGGUUAUCAAACAAGUUUGUAAUCACUUGUAAGUACGUGUCUGCUAAUCUUUUGAUAAUGAAAGAAGAUACAAGGUCAUGUUGUGUGGCUGCUAAGUUUCUUUUAAUAAAUAUGUCUCGCUACAUCUUCCACCACU
Molecule: messenger RNA, 1865 nt
Organism: Scatophagus argus
Lineage: Eukaryota; Metazoa; Chordata; Actinopteri; Scatophagidae
Exons: 6
Coding region: 97-1065 (322 amino acids)
Source: RefSeq, a predicted model, not a curated record